GACGCGCAGCAUUAUGGCACCACUUGGACUAAAAGCCAUUGUUGGAGAAAAGAUAAUGAAUGAUGUCAUCAAGAAGGCAAGAGAAAAAGGAAAAUGGAAGGUGCUGGUGGUGGACAAGCUGAGUAUGAGGAUGAUUUCCUCCUGCUGUAAGAUGACAGACAUCAUGUCAGAGGGAAUCACAAUUGUAGAAGACAUAAGCAAGCGGCGUGAGCCUCUUCCCAGCAUGGAGGCCAUAUACCUGAUCACACCUUCAGAUGAGUCCGUUGAGGGUCUGAUUGAUGACUUCAGAGACCCGCAGUCUCCCAGGUACCGAGGAGCUCACGCAUUCUUCACCGACACGAUCCCAGACUCAUUGUUUGGACUGUUGACCAAAUCCCGCGCCUCCAAAGUCAUGAAGGCCUUGACUGAGAUCCAUGUUGCCUUUCUGCCCUAUGAAUCUCAGGUCUUCUCUCUGGACAAAGCUGAUGCCUUUCAGGACUUCUACAGCCCCUUCAAGGCUGACGUGAAGAACAACAUGCUGGAGCGUUGUGCUGAGCAGAUUGCAACCCUCUGUGCCACACUAAAAGAGUAUCCUGGAGUCCGAUACAGAGGGGAGUACAAAGACUGUGCAGUUCUGGCCCAGAUGCUUCAGGAGAAGUUAGACGGCUACAAGGCUGACGACCCCUCCAUGGGAGAGGGUCCAGACAAGUCUCGUACUCAGCUGCUCAUUCUGGAUCGUAGCUUUGAUCCUGUGUCACCUCUCCUGCAUGAGCUCACCCUGCAGGCCAUGUCCUACGACCUGCUGGGCAUUGAGAACGACGUCUACAGUUUUGAAACCAGUGGCAUGGGAGAGACAAGGAUAAAGGAGGUAUUGCUGGAUGAGGAUGACGACCUGUGGCUGACUCUGAGACACAAACACAUUGCAGAAGUGUCAACGGCUGUGACUCGUUCUCUGAAAGACUUCUCUGCCAGCAAAAAGAUGAACACUGGAGAAAAGACCACCAUGAAGGAGUUGGCUCAGAUGCUGAAGAAGAUGCCUCAGUAUCAGAAAGAGCUCAGCAAGUAUUCAACCCAUCUCCACCUGGCUGAAGACUGUAUGAACCGCUACCAGGGCACUGUGGACAAACUAUGUCGUAUAGAACAGGAUCUGGCGAUGGGCAUAGAUGCAGAGGGAGAGAAGAUCAAAGAUCCCAUGAGGCUCAUUGUACCCAUUCUACUGGAUGCCAACGUCACUGUGUCUGACAAAAUCCGCAUCAUCCUGCUCUACAUCUUUCUUAAGAAUGGUGUGACUGAGGAGAACCUGUGUAAGCUCCUGCAGCAUGCCAACAUCCCACCAGAGGACAGUGACAUCAUUUCCAACAUGGCCCACAUGGGCAUUCCCAUUGUCUCUGAGGGCAUCGUCAAAAAAGCCAAGAAGCCCGAUCGUAAGGAGCGAAUCAGUGAGCAGACUUACCAGCUCUCCAGGUGGACUCCUCUCAUGAAGGAUCUCAUUGAGGAUGCCAUUGAGGAAAAACUUGACCCCAAGCAGUACCCGUACAUUUCCCAACGACAAGCAUCUGCCAAAGCCAGCGCUCCCUCAAGCGCUCGCUAUGGUAACUGGCAUAAGAACAGGGGCCCCACAGAGAUGAAGACGGGGCCCAGGAUCAUUGUCUUUAUUAUCGGAGGGAUGACUUACAGCGAGAUGCGCUGCGUGUACGAGGUCACCCAGGCCAACGGCAAGUGGGAGGCCCUGAUCGGUUCCACCCAUAUUCUUACCCCCCCUAAGUACUUAAAGGAACUACAGCACCCAGACUUCCUGGACCCCAACGCCCCUCCAGAUGGCACAGAGGGCACAGAGGAGCCGCCUGCAGAAUGAAAAGACAUUUGGAAGUAAAUAAUGAUCAACUGAAAUCUUCACCCCUUCUCGCCUUCUGAAAGCCCUCAAAGACUUGGAGAACGUUCAGCAAAACAGUUAAGAAGUCCCUGUGGUCCCCCCUCAGCAGUCACAACAAACUGAUGACUUUUCCUUUCAUCCCACUGCCAUGACGCAUCACAUUUACUCUUCAUGUUGAAUACCAUUCAGUUGCUGGUAACUCAGAAACCAAACUGUGUUUUAAAUGUUAUGAGUGUAUUGUUGAUCAACGUUUGUUGGACGAGAUUGGAUUUCUGUUGAAUGUUGUCUACUGUAUAUUGUGGCAAGUUUAUUUCUUUGGAAAAUACAUGUAUUUUAAUUAGUUUAGAUGAUAGGAUGAGAUUCAGGGAAUAUAGGCUACAAAUGAAAACGGGUAGAAAAGUAAACUGGAACAAUUAUUUCACUGUUUCACAGUUAUAGCAAAACAAAAUGUUUUUCAUUGAAGACUUCUGGAUUUGACACAUUAUCUGUAGAUAUUCUAUAGCUUAUAGUGCUUUCCUUACAGUAGCAACGCCAUACUGUACAAAUCAUCAGACGUGAUGUGUCUGACCUUGAAAAUGCCAACGUAAAGGUAUAUUUAGCUGUAGUAAGUAUUUAAAAAGAUAAAUAUAAAGUAUAGUUGGAUUGUUUUAUUGCAUCGUGCCAGUAUACAGCAGUGUAUUUCUUCCUGUAGAGAUUCAGUUUGCUUUUGGUUCCCUGUGUUUGACCAUAAUGAUGUAAUUGGUUAUUAUUGUGUAGUGAUUCUCUGUAACUAGUAAUCCAUUGUGUAUGAAGAGAGACAUCAGUAUUAUGACUGCUAAGUAUGUGCUUGUAUGUCCACAUCCAUGAACGCUACUGGCUGCAGGAUGUGAUUUAGCAAAUAAAGUGGCUUCCAUUAAACUCUUAAUUUAGUUGUUUCUAAAGUCUGCUCUCUACCCUGUGAGGUCAAAAGGUCAUGAGCUCUCCAAAGUACAAUGUUUGUGGAUACAGCAUAUUGCAUGUAGUAAAUU
Messenger RNA from Cottoperca gobio, 2859 nucleotides. It is a transcript of the gene stxbp1b, whose product is annotated as syntaxin binding protein 1b. The record is from RefSeq and is a predicted model, not a curated record. NCBI's taxonomy places the organism in Eukaryota, Metazoa, Chordata, Actinopteri, Perciformes, Bovichtidae. The coding region runs from base 14 to 1834 and encodes 606 amino acids. The transcript has 20 exons. Gene Ontology annotation, biological process: vesicle-mediated transport.